Messenger RNA from Lacerta agilis (Sand lizard), 906 nucleotides. Its product is annotated as transmembrane protein 238-like. NCBI's taxonomy places the organism in Eukaryota, Metazoa, Chordata, Lepidosauria, Squamata, Lacertidae. The transcript is spliced from 2 exons. The record is from RefSeq and is a predicted model, not a curated record. The coding region runs from base 26 to 547 and encodes 173 amino acids.
CCGCCGGCGCUGCGCCAGUGCGGGCAUGGGCCACGCUCGAUGCGGGCACUGCGCGGUCUUCCUCGUGGCCGCGCUGGUGAUGGACGUGGCCGGCUUGGUGCUGGUGCUGGCGGGCGCCGUGGGGAGGCCGAUGGUGGACGGGGUCCCUUUGGAGGAUUUCCUGGUGUUGACCGGGUCUCUGCUGCUCGCCCUGUCGCUGCUCUGCUGGCUCUUCUGGUAUUCGGGGAACCUGCGCGGGGUGCCCGCCGAAGAGCUGCAGAUCGGGGUGCGCCCCGCCGCCGAUGCCGCCGCCGCCGCAGGCACGACCCAGCCCCGUCGCCGGCAGAGCCUCCUGCGCCUGGCCGCCAAGCUCUCCGAGCGCUUCUCGCAGCGCCGCCGGCCAGCGCCUGCGCCCUGCGCGCCUCUUGGCUCCGGCCUUCCAGCGAAAGCCACGCGAGGCGCGGCGGCGGGAGCGGAAGCAGCAGCCGGGCCCCUGGAGCUCAGCCGCCUCCGCCCGGCUGCGCAGCUCGAGCAGGGGGCCGCGAGGACGGAGGAGCGGCUGGUGUGAAGCGCUGCCUCCCGGAGAACCUGCUCUUCCUUCGUCCGCCCUCGCUGUCUUGGACCUUUCUUUAACCAAAGGAAGGAUGGAAGAAAAGGCACGUGGUCAGAAAUUCCCUGGGAAAGACAGGUCUCUCCCGCCGCACUUCGCGGUGUAACUGCCUCGCUCUGCUUUUAAUAUAUAUGGAAUUAAAUGGUCAGCAUGGGUCUGCCGCCGUCUAUAUGCCAAUCCAGAGUGUGCCAUAUUGCCAUUUAUUGGUGGGACGCCCUCCUGUGCCAAAGCUGGUGGAAGAGCCUGGUUUUAUGUACAUCAGCCUUGGAUGUGUGUCGGGUUGUUGUUGGUUGUUGUUGUUUUUUGCCAAAGACUAC